CUACGCCACAACCCCCUUCUGCAACCAGCUACAGCCGCCAUGAGAGGGAGCCAGGCCCCCCAUCCCUCCUCCUCCAGCAUCCAGCCUCCCUCAGCCACAGCGACCGGCCUUUAUAUCCUCCCCCCGUCCCAUCCCCUCCGCUAGCCGCGUCCCUUCCACUAGCCGCGUCCCUUCCACUAGCCGCGUCCCUUCCUCCUGAUUAUCAGUGCCACGAAUAAGUACUAAUUCACCAUGAGCGAUCAGGCAGAGGAAGAUAUGGCCAGCGAGGAAGGAAAAAGUAACGAACCAGAGGCCAAAAAAAAGGGCAAGUCAUCAGGUUCACAGGACUCUCAGCCUUCUCCCUUGGCUUUGCUAGCUGCAACCUGCAGUAAAAUAGGAAACACUGGGGAAAAUCAGACCGUGGGACAGCAACAGAUAAUCAUAGAUCCCAGCCAAGGAUUGGUUCAGCUGCAAAACCAGCCACAGCAGCUGGAGUUGGUCACCACUCAGCUGGCAGGCGGCGCUUGGCAAAUAGUCGCGGCCGCACCUCCCAUCUCGAAGGAAAACAGUAUAGCUCAGCAAGGCAUUUCAAUAGCUAGUACAGCAGGUUCGUCUACUAGCAGCAAUGAUAAUUCAUCGCCCACAAAAACUAAAACUAGCACUUCAGCCCCUGGACAGUUCCAGGUCAUCCAGGUCCAAACGCCUGGAGGGAACGUGCAGUACCAAGUUAUUCCCCAGAUUCAGACUUUGGAUGGUCAGCACAUUCAGUUCAGCCCUGGAAAUGCCACCACACUGCAAGAUUUGCAAGGUCAAAUCCAAUUUAUUCCCGCCGGUAACAAUCAAGCCAUUAUCACUGCUGGCAACAGAACAGCAUCUGGAAAUAUUAUUGCACAGAAUUUAGGGAAUCAAAUGCAGAUACGGCCUGGAGUUUCUAUACCACUGCAGCUGCAGACCAUCUCUGGUACUCCUCAAGUAGUGACCACCUUGCCCAUAAACAUAGGAGGAGUGACUCUGGCUCUGCCCGUGAUCAACAGUAUGUCUGCUGGAGGAGGUUCAGCACAGAUUGUUCAGACCACAGAUGGUGGGGUUACCAAUGGAAAUCAGCUGAUGUCUACACCCAUCACAACUUCCUCCAUCAGUACCAUGCCCGAUUCUCCCUCCUCCUCCGCCUCCUCCACCACCUGUACAACCACUGUGUCUACCACUCUGACUAGCAGCGACACGCUUGUCAGCACAGCUGAAUCGGGCCAGUUCACGAGCACACCAGCAAGUACAGACCGGGCAGCAGAAGAAUCGCCAUCCUCUGUCACCGAGUCUGAAUCUCAAAGUAGCAGUCAGCUUCAGGCCAACGGACUUCAGAAUGUGUCCGAUCAGUCGAGCUCCUUGCAGCAGGUGCAGAUCAUGGGGCAGCCACUUUUACAGCAAAUUCAGAUUCAGCAGCCGCAGCAACAGAUUAUACAAGCCAUACCACAGCAGUCUUUUCAGCUUCAAUCAGGACAGACCAUACAGACUCUUCAGCAACAACAGCUGCAAAACGUUCAGCUCCAAGCACUAAGCCCAUCGCAGAUUCUCAUAAGGGCCCCAACGUUAACUCCAUCUGGUCAGAUCAGCUGGCAAACUGUGCAGGUUCAGAAUAUCCAGAGCCUUCAGAAUUUGCAGGUUCAGAAUGCUGGCCUGCAGCAACAGCUCACCAUAACUCCAGUGUCCACCAGUAGUGGCACAAUUGCCCAGAUUACACCAGUGACAGUUUCUGGCACCCCAAUCACUCUCAAUGCUGCCCACUUUACAUCUGUGCCUAACCUGCAGACAGUCAGCGUUGCAAAUCUUGGUACGGCUGGAGUCCAGGUUCAGGGGGUUCCUGUCACUAUUACAAACGUUGGAGGCCAGCAGCAAGGAAGUGAAGGUGUCAAAGUACAGCAAGCUACUAUAGCCUCUAUUGCUGUUGGAGGGCUUACCAAUGCCACCAUCGGUGCCGUCAGUCCUGAUCAAAUAUCACAGGUGCAGCUUCAACAGUCUCAGCUAUCAUCAGAUCAAGAGGUGCAGACUGGCAAGAGGCUGAGAAGAGUUGCAUGUUCAUGUCCUAACUGUAGAGAAGGGGAAGGAAGAGCAAACAGUGAACCAGGCAAGAAAAAACAGCACAUAUGUCAUAUUGAAGGAUGUGGAAAAGUGUAUGGGAAAACAUCUCAUCUCCGAGCACAUCUUCGUUGGCACACUGGAGAAAGACCUUUUGUAUGCAACUGGAUCUUCUGCGGCAAGAGGUUUACCAGAAGCGAUGAGCUACAGAGGCACAGAAGAACCCAUACAGGGGAGAAGAGGUUUGAGUGUCCAGAAUGUUCCAAAAGGUUCAUGAGGAGCGACCAUCUUUCAAAACACGUCAAAACCCACCAAAACAAAAAGGGAGGUGGAACAGCCCUGGCAAUCGUAACAUCAGGAGACCUGGAUGCCUCAGUCACUGGAGUCCUUGGUUCCCCUAGAAUUGUUACUGUAGCAGCCAUCUCCCAAGAUUCAAACCCAGCCACCCCAACAGUGGCUACAAACAUAGAUGUUCUAGAAGGUGACAAGGACUUGUAUCGCUGCACCUAGUUCUAUUGUUACAGAAUUGUCAUCUGGUCUGUACAUUUCUUUUCAAGAUUUUUUUUUAUUUAAGUUGUUCAUCCCAAAAACAGCAGGAUGAAACCGAUAUAUACUAAACUGUGAAAAAUAUAAACAUUUUCUAAUAUUAGGCAAUAUAAAUCUGAAAAUCAGAGAUAUUUUACCUGUAUUAUAAAUUUUGCAUUUUGUAAAAGCUUCUAAAUUUUAACGCUUUCUCAUUCCUGUUAGCCCCCCCCCAAAAAUACAACCACUGUUUAUGAUAGUAAAAAAUAUUGAUAGACUUGGGGGCCAUUAAUAUUACAAACUUUGUUUGUAAGAAGGCCGUACAAUCAGUUUAUUUAUGGUAGCAUAAAAAUGACGCAGUUACCUUUACAAAGAUGCGAUUUUUGUAUAGAGACCUGCUAAUAAAAUGUGGGUAAAAUAGUUAUUUAUAUAGAUUUAAUGCUAUCCUUAUGCAAGCUGCCUAGUUUCAUACCACCCAAGACAUUGAACCUGCUCUAAGCAUUUUGUUAAUAGCAUUUUGUAGAUAAGCAUUAUUAGGAACCAACAUGUACAAACUGCGACAGUCAAGCCUUUCCACAUUCCACGCUCGCUAUAUAUUUUUAUUAUUUUUAUAUUUACUGUUUUUUGGAAAGUCAGUAUACAUCAGACGUUUUAGACUUUUAAUAUGCAAAGUUGAUGUAGGAUUUACAUUUAGCGGAAUGUACUAAAGGUGUAUGCUUUCAUCAAGUAAGUUAACAAAAUGGCUAAAAAAAAACUUGUAUAGCUCGUGGCUAGAUCAAGGGGGCGAGACGUUCCAGAAAAAGGUCAUUUUGCCACCUUUUACAUUUCAAAAAGCACAACAGAUGUAUGUGAAUUUUACUUUUACCCUCUAAUCAAGUUACAUUUUUAUAGUGUACAUUUGGUUUCAAGUAAAUUUAUAAUGGCUUAAAUUAUCAGUCCAGUAUAAGGUUAAUGCUAGUGGGUUGAAUUAUCAAACUACCUUAUAUCUCUUCUAUGCCUUGUACACAUGAUCGGAAUUUCCGAUGGAAAAAGUCAGAGGGAAUUCUUUCAUCGGAUAUUCCAAC
Messenger RNA from Rana temporaria (common frog), 3638 nucleotides. It is a transcript of the gene SP4, whose product is annotated as Sp4 transcription factor. The record is from RefSeq and is a predicted model, not a curated record. The coding region runs from base 232 to 2562 and encodes 776 amino acids. The transcript is spliced from 6 exons. Lineage: Eukaryota; Metazoa; Chordata; Amphibia; Anura; Ranidae.